AGCUGAGGGAAGGCAAUGGAGGAGCGCAGAGGGAGGGAGGGAGGAAGGGAGCAAAGCAAGGGAGCAAAGGGGGGCGAGGAGGAGGCCACAAGAUGGUCGCCGGGCAGUGGUGGGGCUGCGUCACCUCCUUCCUCCGAGACCCCAGCCAAUAUUUUCGGGUGUGUGGCCAGCAGGUGUGGUGUCGUGGUGGCAGGGGUGGAGGAAGUGACCCUGGAGUCAACACGCACAGUGGUGGUGGCGCCACCUUCACCCACCUCAGAGAUGUCAGGGGAUCACAAAAAGGUGAUCAAGGGGAGUCCUUCACAGUAUGUGAAACUGAAUGUUGGUGGCUCCCUCCACUACACCACCAUUGGCACCCUCACCAAGCAUGACAACAUGCUGAGGGCCAUGUUCUCUGGCCGCAUGGAGGUCUUAACGGACUCUGAGGGGUGGAUCCUUAUUGAUCGCUGUGGGAAACAUUUUGGCACCAUCCUUAACUACCUGCGUGACGAGUGGAUCCCCAUUCCUGAGAACCAGCGAGAGUUGCAGGAGCUUCUAGCUGAGGCGAGGUACUAUUGCAUGAGUGACCUGGUGGAGGUGUGUGAAGGGGCAGUGAGACAACGUGAACCUGAGAAAGACCCAGUAUGUCGUGUGCCACUCAUCACCUCACAGAGGGAGGAACAGAUGCUCAUUCAGUCCACCAGUAAGCCUGUGGUGAAGCUGCUGGUGAACAGACACAACAAUAAGUACUCUUACACAAGCACAUCAGAUGACAACUUGCUGAAGAAUAUUGAGCUGUUUGACCGGUUAUCCCUGAGGUUCAGUCGGAGAGUUCUGUUUAUUAAAGAUGUAAUUGGCUCCAAUGAGAUUUGUUUGUGGGCAUUCUAUGGGCAUGGCAAGAAGCUGGCUGAGGUUUGCUGCACUUCCAUAGUCUAUGCUACUGACAGAAAACAUACAAAGGUGGAAUUUCCUGAAGCAAGAAUAUAUGAAGAGACCCUCAAUGUAUUACUGUAUGAAAAUCGAACAGGCCCGGAUGCAGAACUAAUGCAAGCAACCUCCACGAGAGGAGCAGUGGCACCCGUUGUCUGCACCUCUGAUGAUGAAGAAGAACGGCGGGGAGGUGCAUGCUCUCAGUCUGGCCUUGGGCGGUUACGUUCUAACAAGAACAACUAGUUGGUUACAUGACAGUCAGGGAGUGAAGGUGGGAUCACCACAUCACAUUUGGAUCUGUUUUCAGGAGACAAGUUGAGGUCUGUCUUAUCUCCAGGGGCCUUGCUCAAGCCAAUUUCCUAGAAGUUGCCUAUGACUGUGGGAACUUAUUCAGCUGACAUAGGAUUUCUAUUUGGCUGUGGAAGCUCUUUGACAAUAAUUGUCAUAAGUUGUAGUGUAUGAGCUCACCUAGUUGUUAUUCAUGAGUCUCUGCCCCUGAGGCCUGUGAAUGGAUGCCAAGUGAUAGUGACUGAGCUUGUUUUCUUCAUAACAGACAUGGGGAACACCAACUAAUUGGUGUCUUGACUGUGAUUUCCAGACUAUGGAUGAAUUUAGAUGGCAUUGUCUUGUUCCACCUUCAGUUACUAAGGUCACUUAUACAGAGGUAAUUUUGUUUGCUAGGUGCUUUGUAUUAUGUUUUAUAUAUUUUUUUAAUCAGAUAGGGAGAAAUGGCCAUACCUGUUGAUGGGCUCUGCUUGGCUGCUUCCUCUCAGCAUUUCCUUUGGAGCUUGGAGCAUUUGUUAUGUUCUUGGCAAAUGAGGGUCUAGUGAGGGACUUGCCUGAUUAUUUUCCAAGAAGCACUUCUGUGAUGAAUGUAAUUUAAAUAUAUUCAGGGAAAUUGCAUCGUCAAGAGUUUGUGCAUUAGACUAAAGAUGACUGAAGGAUUUGUGUUACCUAAGCAACCCCAGUAAUGCUGCCAUACUGGGAAUUGUUAUACAUAUAGGCUGCAUAUUAUAGGUAUGAAGCAUUCAUUGUUACCUCCAGAUACUGUCCUCACUUUACGUGUCAGUGCCCUGCCAGAGGGGCCAUACCGUCAUAGCUUUUUAUUUUGUUGAAGAUCAGUUUUGAGAAAGGUGCAUCGUGAUUAUCAUUAUUUGUAUGAGAGUUUUUUAGUAUGAAUGUUUGGUUUGUGAGGCAAUUUUUUGAUACAAGAAAUGUUAUGAACACUUACUUGAUGAUGAGAUACUUUCUAGUAGUCUUUAGUUCAGGUGUGAGGCAUUAGGGUAGGCACACUAGCAGAUUUUGUAGAAUAUAUUUAUUUACCUACUUUAAAAAAAGUGUUCGUCGUUGCUUCAGGAAAGUAUCUGUAUGGGAUGGCACAUGCCACCUACCAUUCCAUCACUAUCAACUUUAGUUCACAACCUGCCAUUCUCCUUAUUCCAACUUCCCUUUCCUACCUGUUCUUGCAUUUCUCCCAUUCCUCUCAGCACUUCAUUCCUGCACCUUUCUCAACUGCACAGAUACUUUUCCAAGACAAACUGUACCUCCCCAGUCGAAAAAGAAUGAUUUAUAAAGUGAGAGAGAGAGUUCACAUCAUGCAAUAUUGUGUAAAUGGUAAUCUCAUUAGAUUUAUUAGGCUCAAGGGGAAAACUUUAUAGUAAGAUAGAGUCCUGAGCAUUUGGUUUGGUACUGAAAAAGAUCCCUGCAUUCAGAGUAGCUUCCUGGAUUGAACUUGGUGUGUAUGCAUGUGGCUGAGGAAAGAUUGUAACUAGGACCAGAAGCAUGGAUAGUACAUACUGGUUUAUUGACUCAUGAUACUGAUAAUUGUUGGUGAUAACAAAUAUAGGAAGGAAAGGAUUCUGUAUUGAAGCUCUAUUGUGUAGUGGUGGUGUAGUUAUGAGGAAAGACUUCAUAUUACAAGACAGUGGUGAUGUUGUGGGGUGAGUUCUGUGAUACCAUUGGUGUAAAGCAUGACAGGAGAGUGGAUGGGCUCACUAGUUCUAGUAUUGAUAAUAUCAGUGAAACCAUUGACCACUCAGUUUUUAAAUUUUUUUUUUAUUUUUUUUUUUUUUAUUUAUACCUGGCUAUCACAAAUUACCAACUCCCAACUGCAUUCUCAUGAAAGCUACACACCCAAGGAAAUAGUUCCUAUGGUUACAAAAAGGAAGCAGUGUUGUCCAGGAGGAGGGUAUGCUGGUAUUCUAUGAGCCAUACCUCAUAUAUGUGACAAUUCUGAAAGAACUGUAUCAUGUAGUUCUAAUACACAUGGACUUCAUAUCUGCUACAUUACCUGAUGCCCUUGACUGCCCAUGACAGGGAGUGAAUGUAGCCAGUCAUUGCUGCUAUUCAUGGAACUGGUCCUAGGCUUGACUGUGACUGCCAAGGUGCAUAUAAAAGCCAUUAUUUUUGUGUUCAACAGUAUUCAUGGCAUUGGCACCAUAUGAACAUUGUUACAUGCAAACUGUAGAGGAGUUGGGAAACGCAUCAUGUUUAUAAUAACUUUACUGUCUCACUAUACAAAUGUGUGUAGGGAAACUAUACUCGCCUCUGAGGGAACCAAUGUUGUUUUUCCAAAGUACUUAGUAGAUUAUCAGAAAAUACCUUCAGAUGCCAAAGUGUAUACUCCUCUCUUUCAACCAAAACUUACAAUUGGGGUUUAUACAUUUUUAUUAUUAUUUGUUACUUGAGGCUAAUUGGUUGUCUCUGAGCAAGGUGUGUGUGUUAAAAUUUUUCAUUACUUCUUCCUGCAAGUAAGAUUGCUUCUUUUCACAAAUUUGUUCCAUAGUUAAUGCCUUUUCAUUUCAGGUGCAGUAAGUUGACAUCCCUCUCAAAUAGGCUUGUGCGCGCUCUCUCUCUCUCUCUCUCUCUCUCUCUCUCUCUCUCGGAUGGUUUAGAUUGUUUGCUGUGCUAGUGGUCAGAAAUUCUGAAUUUUCUUUUCUUCCAUGGUGGAAGAGCUCUGACAGCCAGUUAGCCUUUGUCUUAUGUUAGGUGACCUCCACUUGUAAGAUUUGAAUGAAGAGAGCAUGAUUUAGCUUGUAAUGUAACUUGAUCACUCAUGUUACCCUGACAAGGUAGCUGUUGGAUCUGAGACUUUGUCCAUGAAGUGUUCUUGUUUAAGGGCUAGUCUUGUUUUUUUAUAUAAUGUGAUACAAAUAAAUAUUUACAAGAUAAUGUGAUAUAAAUAAAUAUUUACAUAAUA
Portunus trituberculatus (swimming crab) is the source of this 4108-nucleotide messenger RNA. Its product is annotated as BTB/POZ domain-containing adapter for CUL3-mediated RhoA degradation protein 3-like. Lineage: Eukaryota; Metazoa; Arthropoda; Malacostraca; Decapoda; Portunidae. Gene Ontology annotation, biological process: protein homooligomerization. The coding region runs from base 16 to 1152 and encodes 378 amino acids. Gene Ontology annotation, molecular function: protein binding. The transcript is spliced from 7 exons. The record is from RefSeq and is a predicted model, not a curated record.